Messenger RNA from Micropterus dolomieu (smallmouth bass), 2785 nucleotides. Its product is annotated as stabilin-1-like. Gene Ontology annotation, molecular function: hyaluronic acid binding. The transcript is spliced from 23 exons. The record is from RefSeq and is a predicted model, not a curated record. Gene Ontology annotation, biological process: cell adhesion. NCBI's taxonomy places the organism in Eukaryota, Metazoa, Chordata, Actinopteri, Centrarchiformes, Centrarchidae. Bases 169 to 2673 code for a protein of 834 amino acids.
UCGGGAUACAAACUACACUUCAGCCUGCAGCAGGGUUCAGUUUGGGUCAACAACAGGUCGAGGAUCGUGAAGAGCGAUUAUAUCACAGCUAAUGGAGUCAUUCACCACAUCGACGCCCUGUUGACGCCCUACAGGCUGCAGGACAAACCAAGCAUCCAUGUUUCGACAAUGAACUUCAGUUCAGCUGCUGUGUUUUAUGGCUACAGCCGCUUCUACAAACUCGUGGAGGAUGCAGGGUUACUCCCAGUGCUCCAGUUGUUCAUCCACCAGCCAUUCACCAUGUUCUGGCCCACAGACGUGGCCCUCAACUCCCUGCCACCUGAACGACAGCGCUGGCUCUCCAGCCCCGACCACCAAGACCAACUGGCUGCCAUUGUGAAGGCUCACAUCAUACGCAACUCCAAGGUGAUGGGUGUCAGUCAGCCGGAUAAAUACUCCUCCUUCCGCACCAUGCAUGGAUCCACCAUCAAAUACAGCUGUGACAAGACCCUGGUGGGGGCUGUAUUGAUUAAUGAUAAUGCAGCCAGGUUAGUGGAACGCUACCUGACGUUCAAGGAGGGCUUGGCCUAUGGCAUCGACCAACUGCUGGAGCCACCUGGCCUGGGAGCACACUGUGACACCCUGGAGAACCGAACCACUUAUGGACGCUGUGGUGGCUGCAUCUUCCCUCCUACCUGCCCAUUGAGACACCAUGACACAGGAAAGAAGGAGAGUUGCUUGAACUCUUACUCCAGGUAUAGGCACGGCUACCCACCUUGGUAUUCUACCCUGGAUGAUCAUUUCAGCCAUCGGAUGGGCUGUAAGAGAGUUUGUCUGUUUUCGUCCUGGGUCCAGAAGUGCUGCAAAAACCACUAUGGCCGAGACUGUCAAGUUUGCCCAGGUGGUGUGGAGGCCCCUUGUGGACACAAUGGUGAAUGCGAUGAUGAUGUGCGCGGUUCAGGAAGAUGUAGAUGCCGCGAAGGCUUCAGAGGACAAGCCUGCGAACUGUGUGUCACAGGCCACUACGGCCCCAACUGCACAGUCUGCAGCUGUGGGAAGCAGGGAAGGUGUGAUGAGGGCAUUGAAGGCUCUGGACAGUGUGUCUGUAAGCUGGGCUGGGAGGGCGAUCGCUGCCAAAACGAAAUAGGCCUGAUCCCAGAGGAGUGCCGGCAGUGCCACGAUCAGGCUGACUGUGUGCCAGGUGUUGGCUGUCAGUGUAAAUCUGGGUUUCAGGGGAACGGCACCUUCUGCAGUCCAGAGCCACCUCCAGAUCUCUGCUCUGAGUAUAACGGUGGCUGUCACCAGAACGCAGACUGUAACCAGACGGGGCUGCUCGUCAACUGCACCUGUCACAGCAAUUACCAAGGAGAUGGCUACUCCUGCGAGCCCAUUAACAGGUGUGUUGAAGAGCCGAACGGUGGCUGCAGUGACUUUGCCUCCUGCAAGUUCACUGGUCCAAACGAGCGUGAGUGUGCGUGCCUGCCGGGGUAUCUGGGUAAUGGAGUCCAGUGUCUGGAGAAGUUGGUGCCCCCUGUUGACCGCUGCCUGGAAGACAACGGAGGAUGUGACCCUGCGGCUGUCUGCAAGGACCUGCAUUACCAUGCCAACACAGCCGGAGUUUUCCACCUGCGCUCUCUGGAGGGGAAGUACAAGAUGAACUUCAGUCAGGCUGCCGCCGCCUGCAAGGCUGAGGAUGCCACGCUGGCCAACUUUAAACAGCUGGGAGACGCACAGCAGCUGGGGAUGCAUCUGUGCGUGGCCGGCUGGAUGGAGGGGGGGAAGGUGGGAUACCCGACUCGCUUCCCCUCGGUCAAGUGUGGAGACAACCACGUGGGCCUGGUUAUCUACAAAGAACCUGUGGACCAGAGCAGCAAGUACGAUGCCUACUGCUACAGGGUCAAAGAUGUUUCAUGUGUGUGUCCUGCUGAUUACGUUGGAAACGGAGACUUCUGUAAUGGCGUCCUGACCAGUGUCCUCGCAACGUACAGUAACUUCUCUAUCUUUUACAAGUUGUUGUUGGACUAUAGCGGCUCGACCACUGAGGGCAGACAGCUCGUUGACUUUCUGUCUCACGGGAAGUCUGACGUCACCCUGUUUGUUCCUCACAACUCUGGCUUCGCCCAAAACCAGACUCUGUCUGGUAGAGAUCUGGAGUAUCACAUCUCAGCUAAUAACGGCAGACGAUCGUUCAAGGAUCUGAGACAUCAGGAUUUCAUCAUAUCCAGGCUUGGGUUCAACCUGACUGUUACUGAAGGCAAAAACGAGAGCUAUAAGCUGGUGAACAAGCAGCUGCUGUUGGAUUGGGACAUUCCUGCUGUAAAUGGGAUCAUCCAUGUCCUCGAGGCCCCGCUGACCGCACCACACCUACCUAGCUCCCAUGAUGCAUCCCGUGGCCACACCCACUCAAGUGGCACAGUUUCGGCCAUCUUGGUGUCUGUGUUGCUGGUGUGUGUGUUGGCUGCACUCGGCUACUACGUGUUCAAAACCAAGACAGACGCCUUCCGCUUCCACUACUUCAGAAAUGAGGACGGGGACGGUGCUGCAGGCGGCAGGUCGAAGCCCACCCUGGUGUCCAUCCCGAACCCUCUGUACAGCGGCUCCAGAGUCUUCUCCGAGCCAUUUGGGGAUGCCGGUCAGGGGAUGGAGCCAGCAGAACCUGAAGAACCGCCACAGAUUCUGGACCUGGACCAGUAGAACCACUAAAACUGGAGCUAUCAGUUUACAAACCACAAUAACCUUUUGGCUUAUCAUGGUUCAGCUUUUUAUCUGUAUCCAAAUAAGAAAUAAAAGUUGUCCGUUUACUUAA